This is a messenger RNA of Mugil cephalus (flathead mullet), 3834 nucleotides long. It is a transcript of the gene impdh1a, whose product is annotated as IMP (inosine 5'-monophosphate) dehydrogenase 1a. Gene Ontology annotation, molecular function: IMP dehydrogenase activity. The coding region runs from base 545 to 2416 and encodes 623 amino acids. Gene Ontology annotation, biological process: GTP biosynthetic process. NCBI's taxonomy places the organism in Eukaryota, Metazoa, Chordata, Actinopteri, Mugiliformes, Mugilidae. The transcript has 15 exons. The record is from RefSeq and is a predicted model, not a curated record. Gene Ontology annotation, cellular component: cytoplasm.
GUCAGAAACAGAGUUAAGCUCAGCAGGCACCGGGAGAACGGGAGUGGAGAGAAGCUCCCAGCCUUAGGGAUAACCAAGCAGCGCCGCGGCGGUCCGGGGCUUCCAGGGGAACGAACCUCCGCCACUUGAGCAAGACCCGGCUCUCCUCCCUGGCGGCCGCUCUUGCCUCCAGCUGGGGAACGCACGGGGAAUUCUCAGUUUGGUGAGCCAAGAUGGUUGCCCUCAUCAACAGGUUGGCUAAAAACUUCAUACUCCUGCCUGAGGGGCCUUAGUGGCCUCCGAGGAUGACUGUUGAUAAGCUGGAAUACAGACUCUCCUUUGAACAAACGGCAUUUCUUUAAGGAUCUUUUGCUGCUGCAACAUAUUAAAUAAAAAAAAGUGAUUUUCACCUUUUCAUGCUGUUUAACUGCUGCUUAGGCAAAACAAACAAACAAACAAGUCUUCCUCCCAGGUCAGGUGUGUCUAAAAGUGAAACGACCUCGAGGAGCGCGUGCCUGCGAAGUGGUGCGGCCUCGCGGAGGUGGAAGCCCUGGAUUUCCUAGAAAUGGAGGGUCAUGGUUAUGACCGGUUCGGAGACGGAGAGAGGGACACUUACCAGAUCGACUACCGAAGGAUUGUGGGGGACAUGGAACCAGCGCGGCCACGCAUCGCCACCAGAGACGGGGAACAGCCUCACCCGUACGGGGCCUUCGCUCUCCCGACGCCACAUGGACACGGACACGAGACCGCAGCCCAGCGGUACAGCGCCACGCGCAUCCAAGCUGGAUACGAACCAGAGAGCAUGGCUGACUACUUGAUCAGCGGAGGCACAGGUUAUGUUCCUGAGGAUGGACUCACGGCACAACAACUUUUCUCUAUUGGGGACGGACUCACGUACAAUGACUUCUUGAUCCUACCUGGUUUCAUUGAUUUCACUUCUGAUGAGGUGGAUCUAACCUCUGCGCUGACAAGGAAGAUUACCCUGAAGACUCCUCUUAUUUCAUCUCCUAUGGAUACAGUCACAGAGUCAUCCAUGGCCAUUGCCAUGGCACUGAUGGGCGGGAUUGGAAUAAUUCAUCAUAACUGCACUGCUGAGUUCCAGGCAAACGAAGUGCGCAAAGUCAAGAAAUUUGAGCAGGGCUUUAUCACAGACCCUGUGGUAAUGAGUCCCCGUCACACGGUCGGGGAUGUGUUUGAGGCCAAGAUACGACAUGGUUUUUCUGGGAUUCCAGUUACAGAGACCGGCAAGAUGGGCAGCAAGUUGGUCGGCAUAGUCACCUCCAGAGACAUAGAUUUUCUGUCCGAGAAGGACCAUGACAGACCCCUGGAAGAGGCAAUGACGAAACGGGAAGAUCUAGUUGUUGCACCAGCUGGAGUUACACUAAAAGAGGCUAACGAUAUACUGCAACGCAGCAAAAAAGGCAAGCUCCCUAUAGUAAACGACAGCGAUGAGCUGGUCGCUAUUAUUGCUAGGACUGACUUGAAGAAGAACAGAGAUUAUCCUCUGGCUUCCAAGGACUCCCGCAAACAGCUGCUGUGCGGAGCUGCCAUCGGUACCAGAGAGGAUGACAAGUACAGACUGGACCUCCUGGUGCAGGCAGGAGUGGAUGUGGUAGUUCUGGACUCUUCUCAAGGAAACUCUGUGUAUCAAAUCAACAUGAUAAACUACAUUAAACAGAAGUAUCCUGAACUCCAGGUUAUUGGAGGAAAUGUGGUGACUGCUGCUCAGGCUAAAAACCUCAUAGACGCUGGGGCGGACGCCCUGAGGGUGGGCAUGGGCUGUGGCUCUAUCUGUAUCACACAAGAAGGUAUAAAAAGGAGUUCAACGCUACGAAUGAACUGCCUAUGUUUAAAGAUGUAUAGAACCUAUCUAGCUAUCAUCUUGCGUUCUUGUUCCUCAGUGAUGGCAUGCGGACGACCUCAAGGUACAUCGGUUUACAAGGUUGCAGAGUAUGCCAGGCGUUUUGGAGUGCCAGUAAUCGCAGAUGGAGGCAUCCAAACUGUUGGACAUGUAGUAAAGGCUCUCGCCCUGGGAGCAUCGACAGUGAUGAUGGGCUCAUUGCUUGCGGCGACCACCGAAGCUCCGGGAGAAUAUUUCUUUUCGGACGGCGUUCGUCUGAAAAAGUACAGAGGAAUGGGCUCCUUGGAUGCCAUGGAAAAAAAUAAUAGUCAGAAACGCUACUUUAGUGAGGGAGACAAAGUGAAGGUGGCUCAAGGUGUCUCAGGAUCGGUACAAGAUAAAGGUUCCAUCCAUAAAUUCGCUCCUUACCUCAUCGCUGGUAUCCAACACGGCUGUCAGGACAUAGGAGCCAAGAGUUUGUCUAUUUUACGGUCGAUGAUGUACUCUGGAGAGUUGAAGUUUGAGAAGAGAACGAUGUCUGCUCAGAUGGAGGGGGGAGUCCAUGGCCUCCACUCUUACGAGAAGCGGCUUUACUGAGGCAGGAGGAAGAGGAAACAACCGAUCAGGGCCAAAUGUCCCGACCCCGGCGGCGCUGAGCAGAUGCACCGGGCGCAUGUGAUCAGACAACACAACACACAAAGAUGUCACUGCAUAUGCUCAUUGACAAUCCUCAUUGCGUCUUGUGUGUCCCUUCUGUGAUCCUCCAAAGGCAGACAAAACAACCCUCGUUAAGUCUUUAAACUUAAAGAGGGUCAAAAAGAGAAAGGCUGUAGACGAUGGAUACAUUAAGGGAUGUGUCACCACAUUAACUCUUGAUCUGUUUCCUUGUGCUCCAGCCAAGGUGUAGAGGGUUGUAAUGUAAUUAGCUCCUCUGCUGAUCCCUUUCAAGAACAAACACAUGGCAUUACUAACGCCCGGUCAAGGUUAUCGUUGGUGAUUUAAUAAAGGCCUGUCUGAAUUUACUCUAAUACCAUAAUAGAACAAAUCAACUCAUCAUGUCUUUUGCAGAAAAUCAAGCAGUCAUAUAUUUUAUUUUUAUUUGCAGAAAAUUUAAAAGCACACAGUACAAUAGUUUUUUGGCCCUUGUGAACCAAGGGUAAACGUUUAGUGCAUUUCUAACUAACAUCUCAUUGCACCAGUUAAUUGUUCAGAAAAGUAAUUUUUGUGGCUGUGAAAAUUAGGUUUUUCAAUGAUGCAUGGUUUGCUCUGAUCACCCUGCAUGUAAUUUAACUUUAAAUUAGUAAUUUAACCCAUGCUGUGUGAGUUUGGUGCUGCACUUAAUGUUGGAAGGACCAAAGCUUAGCAUCAGCCUUAAUUCUCAUUGGCAAUACGCAUUCCAAGUAAGACGUGUCUUAAAGGAGUGAUGAUGCUUUGGUUCAGAGAAUACCAGAUAACAAAACGCUUGAUUGAAAACAGUCAAAGUAUCCACAGUUUUCAUAUAUCAUAGCCCAUUUUUAUUUCUCCAUUUGAUACAUGUUGGAUUCAUCCUUUGCAAAAACACAUUGCUAAAAGCAUAACUGUACAUAAUAAAUUACAACGGUCAUUAACGGUCUGUUUUCAGGCUCAGAAUUUAAAAAUGUAAACAGUGAUUAUGGAGUCUUUAGAGAAGGGUAGCAACAAACAAGUUGUUUAAGUUUAUUUUAUCAUAGCAUUGACAACAAAAAGCUUUUCUCAAGUUUACGUAUUAGUUUUAAAUUUUGGUUUCUUUUUAGGUGAUUUGCUCAACGUCUUUGGUAUUACAUAUAUCACUCAGUGUUUCACACUGGAUGUUGUUCACAAUAACUUGUGACCAGUUAAAUGAGCCUUUGUACUAGAUGACAAAUUUAAAGGUUCCUUUCUACCUGGGGGAUAUAAACGCACAAAAAUUAUAAUUGUCUUCUUCUAAUGUCUACUGAAGGAUUCAAAAUUAUAUUUACUGUAAAUAGUGUUGUGUGAAUAAAGGUAAUUUUGACACA